CGUCUCCUCUCCUCUCCCCGUCAACUUGUAUCCUGCGCCCGCCAAGCUGCGGCCGCAGCGCAGCAGCGCAAACGCGAACCGGCCACCACCCCCACUCGCUGCCCCAUCUCCGAUCCGAACCCCGCGCCGCGGAAACCCCAAACCCCGAGCCACAAGCGACCCCCCUUCCUCCUCGUCGAAGCCUUCAUCGGCGUGGUCGCGCGGGGGCGGCGGCGGGAGUUCCACCCGGCCGUGGAGGAGGCGCCGGCGCGCGAGUUCGCCCAGAUCCGAGGCGGGUGAGCUUUAUUGGGGGGCCUCGUGUUGGAAUUACGUGGCAAUAUUUGUUAAGUCUGAAGUGGAGAACUUUUUUUAUGGGUCCGGCAAAAGGUUCUCGAAUGAUUAACAAGACCAUAAUAAAAGGAUAUGAGGAUCAACUGCAGCACGAGGAUCCAUCUAGUUCAAGCAAAGCUAAACAAAAAAAGAGGAAAAUUUCAGACUUAGAUCCCGAAUGGAGCAAGGAUGAACUUACACACUUUUAUGAAGCCUACCGUCGACACGGAAAAGACUGGAAAAAGAUCAGCUUAGUGGUGGGUGGUAAAUCAUCAGACAAGGUGCGAUCUCUUUACAGUAUGCAUCGGGAUGAAUCCACAAGUCAUAGAGUAGGUGAUCAAAUGGUUAGAGCAUCUGGGAAGUCACAGAAGUGCAGAGAGGCUACACAACAGAAAGCAAAUGAAGGGCCUCAUCCACACAAUUCCUGUCAUGAAGGGACGAUUUCUGGAUUUUCAUCUUCUUUCAAAAAAAGAUACUAUGGAGAACUGGUCAGGAACAGCCGAAAUCAUGCUGUUGGGAAGCGUACUCCUCUCAUACCAAUUAUAGUUCCUGCAGACAGGAAUACUACUGAUGAUGCGACGCCAGAAAUUGAAAGCGUCGUCAAUCCUACCAAGAGAAAGUAUGAAGAGAUGAAUAAUGAUUGCACUAACUUUCCAAAGAAUGAGUCCUCUCCGGAUGGAAGUUCUGGAAUAACAGAAGCAAAUAAGGCUGAUCAAGGUCAGACUUUCUUGGAGACCAAAGGAACUGGAGACACUACGAUAUGUCAGUCUCAGCCACGCUUGAAAACAAUAAGAAUUCAGCAAACUAUGGAUGAAGGUCAGACCGGUAAAGUUGAGCAUGAAACAAUGAUAGCGGCUAAAGAAGGGAAUAAGCUUGUUGAUUCACUCAACCAAUAUCAGAUACUUAGGGAGUUUAUUUCUGAAGAAGAUCUGUUGGUCUUAGAUGUAUUGCAGAGUCUGGUGGAUGCACCCUCUAAAAUGUCAAAACUCAAAAUUAAUAUUCCUUCAGGUUCACUUGGAAAAAACGACUCUGCAAUAUCUCACAGAAUGGGCGAAGGCCAUUCUACCAUUGACCUAAACCCUAAACAAGGGAAACCAGUUGGUAAAUCCAGUGCUUCCAAGACUAGGCAGAAAAGGCAGAAGAAAUUAUUAGAUGCAGAGGUGCCUGCUGGAGUGCAAAACAUGUCCGUUAAUAAAGUUCUGCCAGAAGCACAUAGGGUUGGCGUCACUGAGGAUUCCUCCUUGUGUUCUGACUCUGGAAGAGGGGUGCUACUGGAAUCAUCCGCAGAUAUUACCGCUGAAGUGUACCCCAAUGCACCAACAGAAAUCAAGCCUGAAAUCAGAAUGUCAAGGACCAAAAGAAAAUCCAAAAUUCAUUGCAAAACAAAGCAUGUGUCAUGCAAUGAAGGUUCAGAUAAUUUACAGGCAAGGAAAUUGCUGCACUGUUUGUCAUCUGAAUCGCUUCGUAGAUGGUGUGCAUAUGAGUGGUUCUACAGCGCAGUUGAUUAUCCAUGGUUUUUGAAUAAUGAGUUUGUGCACUACUUAAAUCAUGCAAAUUUUAGUCACCUGUCGAGGCUGACUAGAUCUGAGUGGAGCACAAUUCGAAGUUCUCUUGGCAAACCCCGGCGAUUUUCUGAUCAUUUUCUUGCUGUGGAAAAAGAAAAACUUGAGGAUUAUCGGGAGAAAGUUAGGAAAAUCUAUGCUCAACUAAGUGAUGGUUCGCGGGAUUCUCUACCAGCUGACCUAGCUAGGCCAUUUUCAAUUGGUCAGCAGGUCAUUGUUCGUCAUCCAAGGUCUAGAGAACUUUGUGAUGGCAAAGUAGUGAUGAUGGGGCGGGCUUUUUACAAGGUCCAUUUUGGUAACCCUGACCUUGGUGUUGCUCUAGUAAAGGACACUGAUUGUAUGCCGGUUAAUUGGUGGUAUAAUUGUCCUGACAACAUGAAAACGAGCUACCUUUUGAGUAAUACGUACAGCACACUGGACAUGGAGCACAUUCCUGAGCUUACAACAAGUGAGAACUGGGACCAUACUGUGAAUGGAGUUACCGUACCUGUGCCCAAAAGUCUGCGCUUAACAUCAGAUAAAAAGCUUAAGGUUCUCUCUAUAGUUGAGUCCGCAGUAAACAGUGAAAGGCCACCAUGCAGGAGUACAUCUGAUGGCACAGUAAAAUUCAGAGGUCGCCCAGACAACAAUGUUGGUAACAAUGAUGGGCUAGAGUCAUAUAUAUCUGCAUUUGUCCAACGAUCGUUAUCACAAGCCAGGCAGAUGGUUGACGAAGUCAUGAAGGCAAACUCUGAAGGUAGCGAGGAUGAAGAGGUAAGCACAUUGAAUCAAGCAACAGAUUGUAUAGGCCCGGAAUCUGAAGCUGCUGUUCGUGAUGCCCAACUUCCAUUCAACCUGAUAUCAAACUGCAUCGCGACGGUUCUUUCAAUCAAGCGCCUUAGCGACUCGCGGCAUCCACCUGCUAACAUAGCAGGUGUCCUGGAGCGUGCUUCCUCGAUGCUGCGCCCAAGCUGUCCAGGGAACCUCACAAUCUACAAAGACAUAGAGAGUUAUCUCUCUGUCAUAGCGAACCAGAUACUUGCGCUUGUGCCAACAACAUUGAGCAAUGGUCCUGCCGUGUCGCCCCUGUAAAGGCCCCCAGGCUUGAUCGAUAGAUUUUCCACCGGCUUCUUCCAUGCUCAGCAGUUGAACACGCUUCUUCCUCUGCUGUCAGUUCUUAACGCACACAUUUUGCCGCCAUCUGACUGCCUUGAAUGAUGUUAUGGAGAAGUCCUGUCGAAUGGCAGCAAAGCAUAGCAUAUGGAGGAAAGCUAAAACUCUGAUGUUCCCACAUGAGCUUGGAUAUGCGGCUUGGGAUCAUUGACUGUGUAGCUCCCUUGUAACCUGUGUAUAUACUUUCAUGAAUAGGUUAUAGAUCCUUCAGUUUUUGUAGUCUUGUACUUGUCAAAUACAGAUCCAGGAUAGCGGAGAUCUGAUAUUGUAGUGAAUAAUGUGAUGUGAUGUCUACAAUCAUGAUUCUUGAAUAUAAUGCGAUAUGCUGCGCUACGUAGUUUGCGUUUUC
This is a messenger RNA of Phragmites australis (common reed), 3372 nucleotides long. Its product is annotated as protein ALWAYS EARLY 3-like. Gene Ontology annotation, molecular function: DNA binding. Gene Ontology annotation, cellular component: nucleoplasm; transcription repressor complex. The record is from RefSeq and is a predicted model, not a curated record. Bases 351 to 2942 code for a protein of 863 amino acids. Gene Ontology annotation, biological process: regulation of transcription by RNA polymerase II; regulation of cell cycle; DNA-templated transcription. NCBI's taxonomy places the organism in Eukaryota, Viridiplantae, Streptophyta, Magnoliopsida, Poales, Poaceae. The transcript is spliced from 15 exons.